Molecule: messenger RNA, 3222 nt
Organism: Diospyros lotus (date-plum)
Lineage: Eukaryota; Viridiplantae; Streptophyta; Magnoliopsida; Ericales; Ebenaceae
Product: alpha,alpha-trehalose-phosphate synthase [UDP-forming] 5
Exons: 4
Coding region: 432-3023 (863 amino acids)
Biological process (GO): trehalose biosynthetic process
Cellular component (GO): cytosol
Molecular function (GO): catalytic activity
Source: RefSeq, a predicted model, not a curated record
GUACUACUGCCAGCAACCACUUGCUCUCCACUGUUCUCUCCUCUUGCUCUCAUCACCCCCAUUUCUGAUUGAUUUCUGAGAGAAUUUAGAGAGAGAGAGAGAGAGAGAGGGAGGAGACGAGACAGAGAAAGAAUCGAAUGCUCUGGAAAUGGGCAUCCCUUUAUCCCUAAAACGUCUAAUAUAAAGCUAAAGCAAGCAAAAGAAACAAGGUCCAUCCAUGCCAUUGCUGCUCAGAGAGAGAGGGAGAGAGAGAGAGAGAACGUGGAAAGAAGAAUCUUUGUGGUAGUGGGGAUCUUUGAUAAUUUUUACUGGGCCACUCACUCUCCUUCUACCGUCAAAGAAUUUGAUUCUAUUUAUUGGAGAAAGGACAAACCACACUGCUCCUCUUCGUGUUCCCAGUAGGCUUGAGUUAUAAGCCCAAAUUUUUGAUAAUGGUUUCAAGGUCAUAUUCAAACCUUUUGGAUCUUGCUUCUGGUCAAUCCCCGUCUUUUAGUCAAGGAAGCAAGAGGCUGCCUCGAGUGGCAACUGUAGCUGGGGUAUUAUCUGAACUAGAUGAUGAAAAUAGCAAUGGUGCUGGCUCUGAUGCUCCCUCAUCUCUGUCCCAAGAGCGGAUGAUCAUCGUGGGUAAUCAACUUCCACUCCGGGCUCAUCGAAGAUCAGAUGGCAGUGGAGGGUGGAACUUCAGUUGGGAUGAAGAUUCACUUCUUUUGCAACUCAAAGAUGGCCUUGGAGAAGAUGCACAAGUUAUCUAUGUUGGUUCUCUUAAGGAAGAAAUUGACCCUAGUGAACAAGAUGAAGUAGCACAAACCUUGCUUGAAACUUUCAAAUGUGUCCCCGCUUUCAUUCCUCCGGAGCUCUUCAGUAAAUUCUAUCAUGGAUUUUGUAAGCAGCAUUUGUGGCCUUUAUUUCACUAUAUGCUUCCCUUAUCACCAGAUCUUGGUGGGAGGUUUGAUCGGUCCCUUUGGCAAGCUUACCUCUCAGUGAACAAGAUAUUUGCAGAUAAAGUUAUGGAAGUGAUCAACCCCGAUGAUGAUUUUGUGUGGGUUCACGACUACCAUUUGAUGGUUUUGCCAACAUUUCUGAGGAAGAGGUUUAACAGAGUGAAGCUUGGAUUCUUUCUCCACAGUCCAUUCCCAUCGUCAGAAAUAUACCGCACCCUACCUAUUAGAGAUGAACUUCUACGAGCACUCUUGAACUCUGACCUUAUCGGCUUCCAUACUUUUGACUAUGCAAGGCACUUCCUUUCUUGUUGCAGUAGAAUGCUUGGCAUUUCUUAUCAGUCCAAGAGGGGUUACAUUGGUAUUGAGUACUAUGGUCGUACAGUGAGCAUUAAGAUUCUCCCUGUUGGGAUUCACAUGGGCCAGAUUCAGUCUGUGCUGUAUCUUCCUGAGACCGGAUCCAAGGUUGCAGAAUUACGGGAUCAGUUUAGGGGUCAGACUGUUUUGCUUGGGGUUGAUGACAUGGACAUCUUCAAAGGGAUAAGUUUAAAACUACUGGCUUUUGAACAGUUGCUCAUCCAGCAUCCUGAUAAGAGGGGUAAAGUUGUUUUGGUUCAAAUUGCAAAUCCUGCAAGAGGGCGAGGGAAAGAUGUCCAGGAGGUACAAUCUGAAACAUAUGCUACUGUAACCAGAAUAAAUCAAGCAUUUAGGCGACCAGGAUAUGAUCCAGUAAUUUUGAUUGAUAUCCCGCUUCAGUUCUAUGAGCGAAUUGCUUAUUAUGUAAUUGCAGAAUGUUGUCUGGUGACAGCAGUGAGAGAUGGGAUGAAUCUUAUACCUUAUGAAUACAUUAUAUGUCGACAAGGAAAUGAGAAGCUAGACAACGCCUUGGGACUAAAACCAUCAGCCCCAAAGAAAAGCAUGCUAGUGGUUUCAGAGUUCAUUGGGUGCUCCCCUUCUCUUAGUGGUGCAAUUCGAGUUAACCCAUGGAAUAUUGAAGCUGUUUCUGAAGCUAUGGAUUCUGCCUUAAUUGUUUCUGAGGAAGAGAAACAGUUGAGGCACGAGAAACACUAUAAGUAUGUGAGUACACAUGAUGUAGCGUAUUGGGCACAUAGCUUUUUGCAAGAUCUUGAAAGGGCAUGCAGGGAUCAUGUCAGGAGGAGAUGCUGGGGUAUUGGUUUUGGUUUAGGAUUUCGGGUUAUUGCUUUGGACCCAAACUUUAGGAAGCUUUCAGUUGACCAUAUUGUUUCUGCAUAUAAGAGGACCAAGAACCGGGCAAUUCUAUUGGAUUUUGAUGGUACUAUGAUGCUGCAAAGUUCAAUCAGCACAACUCCUAGUACCGAGGCUGUUGCAAUUUUAAAAAGCUUAUGCAGUGACCCCAAAAAUGUUGUGUUCAUUGUCAGUGGCAAGGGUAAGAAUACUUUGUCCGAAUGGUUUUCUUCAUGUGAAAAGCUUGGGAUAGCUGCAGAGCAUGGUUAUUUUUUGAGGCCUAAUGGAGAAGCAGAAUGGGAAACCUGUAUUCCUGUACCAGAUUUUUAUUGGAAACAGAUAGCUGAGCCUGUAAUGAAAUUAUACACUGAAACAACAGAUGGUUCUACCAUAGAGACAAAAGAGAGUGCUCUUGUUUGGAAUUAUCAGUGCGCAGAUUGGGAUUUUGGCUCCUGUCAGGCCAAGGAGCUUCUAGAUCACCUGGAAAGUGUCCUCGCCAAUGAACCAGUGUCUGUCAAGAGUGGUCAACACAUUGUAGAAGUUAAACCACAGGGGGUCAACAAAGGUCUUGUCGCAGAGUGCCUCCUCCACACAAUGCGGCAGAAGGGCAUGCUUCCCGAUUUUGUACUUUGUAUUGGGGAUGACAGGUCGGAUGAGGACAUGUUUGAGGUGAUAAGAACGGCCAUGGCAGGUCCUGCUCUCUCCCCUGUUGCCGAAGUUUUUGCAUGCACUGUUGGCCAGAAACCGAGCAAGGCCAAGUACUACUUGGAGGAUAGUACCGAGAUACUAAGAAUGCUGCAGGGCCUUGCUGCUGCUUCCGAGCAGUCAUCUAAAAGUGCUUUGCAAACUUCCCAACAAACAAUCAUCGACAGAGAAUAAGCAAUCUCUUUGGUUUUUCAGCAUUACAAUCCUUUUUGACCCAUUUUUUAUUUUCUGAUGGAGGUUGAAUUUGAUGACUGGAAGAUUUUGUUCUUGUGUUAUCUAGGUUCUUGAAGUUUGUUUAGUCUGGCUGCUAUUGGCAAGGGUGUAGUUGAUAUUCCAGCAUUAAUACUGAACUAUUUGAUUUGAUUUUGCUGUA